AUGGGUCGUUUGGGCCACAACAAAUCAGGGGGUCCGAGUUUGCGUCCUUUCUUGAGGGUUCAUUAUAAAAAAUUAGCAGAAGAUUAUGCGGAUUCGUCGAAUUCGUCUUUACCGCCAUUACCGGAAUAUUUUUCUUAUUGUUGUUGUCAGUGCGGACACACUCAAAAGGUUAAGGUAAGGAAAAUCCUUUUUCGAUAA
Messenger RNA from Pediculus humanus corporis (human body louse), 198 nucleotides. RefSeq lists its product as uncharacterized. The record is from RefSeq and is a predicted model, not a curated record. The transcript has a single exon. Lineage: Eukaryota; Metazoa; Arthropoda; Insecta; Psocodea; Pediculidae. Bases 1 to 198 code for a protein of 65 amino acids.